AUGUCUCAAACACAUUCAGGAAUGGAUCCCACCAAGAUGGGUGCUGGACGAGCUAUUGCUGUCCUAACCUCAGGAGGGGACGCCCAAGGAAUGAAUGCUGCAGUGAGGGCCACAGUCAGAGUCGGCCUGUACACGGGAGCCAAAGUCUUUUUUGUUCAUGAGGGGUAUCAGGGCCUGGUUGACGGAGGUGACCAUAUUCGACCUGCUACCUGGGAGAGUGUUUCUAUGAUGCUACAGCUGGGUGGUACAGUCAUUGGCAGUGCCCGCUGCAAGGAUUUUCAGACUAAAGAGGGACGCCUUAUGGCUGCCUGCAACCUGGUCAAACGGGGUAUCACCAACCUGUGUGUUAUUGGUGGAGAUGGUAGUUUGACUGGUGCUAAUCAGUUCCGCACAGAGUGGAGUGACUUGCUGGCAGAUCUGGUCAGCAAAGGCAAGCUCACUAAAGACGAGGCUAAGUCAGCUUCUCAUCUUAAUAUUGUGGGAAUGGUUGGAUCCAUCGACAACGACUUCUGCGGCACAGACAUGACUAUUGGGACGGACUCGGCUCUUCACCGCAUCAUGGAGGUUGUGGACAGCAUCACUACCACAGCUCAGAGCCACCAGCGUGCCUUUAUUCUAGAGGUCAUGGGAAGGCAUUGUGGUUACCUGGCCCUGGUUACUGCUUUGGCCUGUGGUGCUGACUGGGUGUUCAUUCCAGAGAUGCCACCAGAUGAUGGCUGGGAGGACCACUUGUGCAGGAGACUGAUGGAGACUAGAAACCGGGGAUCUCGUCUGAAUGUGAUAAUCGUCGCUGAGGGAGCCAUGGGUCGAGAUGGCAAACCUAUUACCUGUGAUCAGGUCAAAGAGCUAGUAAGUAAGAGGCUGGGCUAUGACACGCGCACCACUAUACUCGGCCACGUUCAGAGAGGAGGCACUCCGUCAGCUUUUGACAGAAUCCUGGGCAGCAGGAUGGGAGUGGAGGCUGUAAUGGCUCUUCUGGAGGCCACACCUGAAACACCAGCCUGUGUGGUCUCACUGUCUGGAAACCAGGCGGUCAGAUUGCCCUUGAUGGAAUGUGUACAAGUUACCAAAGAUGUUACAGUUGCUAUGAAAGAGGGCAGAUAUGAUGAUGCCUUGAAACUCAGGGGAAGGAGCUUUGAAAAUAACUGGAACACGUACAAACUGCUGGCACACGUGCAUCUCCCAGACGUCAAAAGUAACAUUAAUGUGGCCAUACUGAAUAUUGGAGCACCUUGUGCUGGCAUGAACGCGGCUGUACGAGCUGCUGUCAGGAUCGGCAUCGUUCAGGGCCACUGCAUGUUCGCUGUACAUGACGGAUUUGAGGGUUUAGCUCAGGGAAGGAUUGAGCCUAUCACUUGGAACACUGUUGGAGGCUGGACUGGAAAAGGAGGCUCAGUUUUGGGCACCAAAAGAACUCUUCCAGCAAAGCACAUCGAGGAGAUUAGCCUGAACAUCGCCAAGUUUAACAUUCAUGGUCUGGUCAUCAUAGGAGGAUUUGAGGCAUACUCAGGUGGGCUUGAGCUUGUCCAGGCCAGAGAGAGGUAUGAGGAGUUGUGUAUCCCUAUGGUGGUCAUUCCGGCUACCGUCUCCAACAACGUUCCUGGAUCAGACUUCAGCAUUGGAGCUGAUACUGCCCUGAACACCAUCACCACGACAUGUGACAGGAUCAAACAGUCGGCUGCUGGCACUAAACGGCGGGUGUUCAUCAUUGAGACUAUGGGUGGAUACUGCGGCUAUCUGGCCACCAUGUCCGGCCUGGCUGCAGGUGCUGAUGCUGCAUACAUCUAUGAGGAUAAAUUUAACAUCUGUGAUUUGGAGACAAACGUAGAACAUCUGGUGCAGAAAAUGAAAACUACAGUUAAGAGAGGUCUGAUUCUCAGAAAUGAGAACUCUAAUGCCAACUACACCACUGACUUCAUCUUUAACCUGUACUCAGAGGAAGGGAAGGGGGUAUUUGACUGUCGUAAGAACGUACUCGGACACAUGCAGCAGGGUGGUACACCAACUCCAUUUGACAGAAACUUUGCCACUAAGAUGGGUGCUAAGGCGGUUCUCUGGCUUACUGAUAAGCUGAAACAGUGUUACAGACACGGGCGAAUUUUUGCCAACACCCCAGACUCUGCGUGUGUGUUGGGCAUGAGAAAAAGAGGAUUGAUGUUCCAGGCUCUGGCUGAGCUGAAGGAGCAGACUGAUUUUGAGCACCGUAUUCCAAAGGAUCAGUGGUGGUUAAAAUUGAGGCCAAUUCUGAAGAUCCUGGCCAAGUACAAGAUCAACCUGGAUACCUCAGAACAUGCUCAUAUGGAGCACAUUAUCACCAAAAGAGCUCCCGUUUCACUGUCGGGGAAAAUGUUAUAGAGACUGAGAGAGGGGGGGAGAGAGAAGGACAGUAAUACUAUACAUUAAGGGUCAAAUAUUAAUAAUUUAGUAUGCUGUUACACCACAGAUGACCAAUAAUUGAUUUGGUUCCAUUCAGCAGCCUUGAAGAAAAGACAGUGAUCAUUUUUGGCAUUUUCAUUUCCUUCAUAUGUGCAGUUGUCAGACUACAAUUAAAGCCAAGCGUUUAGAUACAUUUGUUACAUAUUUAGUGGUAGUCCUGGGAUUUAAAUAAUUUCUGUAACUGUUAUUAUUCUGAAGCUGAAUUUGAAUUAAAAUAGUCAAGCAAGUUUUACACCACCAUUCAUGCUUAGAGGCUGCUGUGCAAGAAAGAAGCCCCUGCUUUAGCACAUUAGCUUAAUUUACAAGACUAAUACAUUCGUACAAACCGAAUAGAUAUUUAAUGAGUAUAUAAACUAUUAAAUACUGAUCAGUCAUUAACAGACCUGAUGACUCAUUGUUAAAUGCUUAAUAUAUCAUGAGGUAGUAACUUAGUAAUUACUUAUUUACAUUAUAAUGAAUUAUUCAUUAUUAGAGUGGCAUAAAUUAUUAAUAUGAAACCCUUUAAUGUUCUACCAAAAAAUCUGUGCAAACAAAACCACGCAUUUGCUCUUUAAUGUGCCACUAGUUUUUAUAGUCGCACAGAGUAGUUCUCACUUCUAUCUUUCUUUUAUUCUGCGCAACAAUAUUGCUGUAUUUAUAGAACCCGUGUAA
Molecule: messenger RNA, 3087 nt
Organism: Trichomycterus rosablanca
Lineage: Eukaryota; Metazoa; Chordata; Actinopteri; Siluriformes; Trichomycteridae
Gene: pfkma
Product: phosphofructokinase, muscle a
Exons: 22
Coding region: 1-2355 (784 amino acids)
Biological process (GO): fructose 6-phosphate metabolic process; canonical glycolysis; fructose 1,6-bisphosphate metabolic process
Cellular component (GO): cytoplasm; 6-phosphofructokinase complex; membrane
Molecular function (GO): identical protein binding; ATP binding; 6-phosphofructokinase activity
Source: RefSeq, a predicted model, not a curated record